GUGAUUUCAUACAACAUGUCUUUUGAAACCCUCUCGAUACGAUAUAGUAUUGAGGUUGUUGAACACAACAAUAUGGUAGGUUGAUUCGUAUCGAAGAGUUUCACAAAUGCGCGAUAUUGCUUCCAAUGCAACCUAGCACUUGUUGUGUUAUCCUCCAAUAGGAUGACUGUCUUAAGCUAGGUAUAGGAUCUUCCUGCUGAGCAGUAUUUAAAAAUGCGCGCCCCUUUGUUUUAAUUUGCAUUUACGAUUUCUCAGAUCACAAGAUGGUGUCCAACAAGUAUGGACGUGAAUGCGUUGAAGAGAACAAAGAUCUGCUCCAGCCACAACUUCCACUUCUCACUCGCGCAUGGUAUUUCAUCCAGCUUUGGGGAUUGAAGAUAGCUAUUGUGAUUACCUUCAAAAUCCUGCGCUUUCUACGACCAACACCUCCUGAAUCUCGUCCUACCAAGCUCUUGGCAUACCCUUGUCGACCAAAUCUGCGAACCCGAAUAUUUCUCCCAACGGCCAAGCAAGCUGACGAUGAACCACUCCCACUAUAUCUCGAUCUCCACGGCGGAGGGCAUGCUUUGAUGUCUGCCGAAUUCGAUGAUGAGAUCUGUGCUAAAAUUGCGAAUCGCUUCAAUGUCAUUGUUGUUAGCAUUGAAUAUAGCCAGGCCCCUUCAAAUAGAUUCCCGGCAUUGACAAACGAUAUUGUUGCCAUUGCGCAAGCCACAAUCGACAAUUCUGAUCUGAAUAUUGACAAGAAGCGUGUGGUAUUAGGAGGAUUUAGUGCAGGAGGAAACUUGGCUUUGUCCGCUGCUCAAGUACCUGAAUUGCGGGAAAAAUUGAACGGGGUAAUGGCUUGGUAUCCAGUGAUGGAUUUCACGCUCACACCGGACGAGAAGAAAGCCUCGCGCCCAUAUCGGAAUGCAAAGGACUUGGAUGAUCUGCCAGAUUUUGGACCAGUAUUCGAAUGGGGCCAUAUUCCUGUUGGUCAGAAUCUUCGAGAUCCAUUAUUGAGCACUAGAUUUGUGAGCAGGAAUGAUAUACCCAAAUGGAUAUAUAUAAUAGGGGCAGAGUACGAUAUGCUAGCCAAAGAAGCUAGAGAUACAGCUUUUAACCUUGCUGAUUUGAAUGAACAAGAACGCGAAGAAGGAAUGUAUGGUUUUGAAAAGGACGGUUAUAAAUGGACGCUAGUGAGGGAUGUUCGCCAUGCCUUCACUCAUGAUUUGAUGGAUAACAAGGGACCCGAUGCAGAGGCUAUGCGGAAGCUCAGGACGGAAGAAAUAUUAGAGCAGGUGGGUGACUGGCUAUUUAAGGGUCCGUUCUCCAAAUAUUGAGGCAUACACUGGGUUGCUACUGUGUAUUCUAUCAUCGCAUUACUCUUUGAGCUUGAGGGAAUGCUUGGAGGAGAAAGGUCGGGUAGAAAUUAUACUAUGUUAUCAGACUACUGUAGCUCUUCAUGCUACAUCCCUAAUCAUAAAACGGCACUGCGGUGCCAAUUUGGGAUUAUUAGCAUUCCGUGAUAUGAUUCAUAUCUUUACCCCCUAUAAAGUCUAUUCGAACAUCGUCAGACUCUCAUCCUCUGUAUUCCGGUCCGUAUCCCAAUUUCUGCGUUCAUAUAUUGAAAUUCACAGUUUCA
Messenger RNA from Botrytis cinerea B05.10, 1621 nucleotides. RefSeq lists its product as hypothetical. Gene Ontology annotation, molecular function: hydrolase activity. Bases 264 to 1319 code for a protein of 351 amino acids. The record is from RefSeq and is a predicted model, not a curated record. The transcript has a single exon. Lineage: Eukaryota; Fungi; Ascomycota; Leotiomycetes; Helotiales; Sclerotiniaceae.